Eutrema salsugineum is the source of this 1245-nucleotide messenger RNA. Its product is annotated as protein-tyrosine-phosphatase IBR5. Gene Ontology annotation, molecular function: MAP kinase phosphatase activity; protein tyrosine/serine/threonine phosphatase activity. Gene Ontology annotation, biological process: abscisic acid-activated signaling pathway; auxin-activated signaling pathway; protein dephosphorylation. The record is from RefSeq and is a predicted model, not a curated record. Bases 250 to 1032 code for a protein of 260 amino acids. The transcript is spliced from 5 exons. NCBI's taxonomy places the organism in Eukaryota, Viridiplantae, Streptophyta, Magnoliopsida, Brassicales, Brassicaceae. Gene Ontology annotation, cellular component: nucleus.
AGAAGAAGAAAGAAGAAGACAAGUCGCAAUAUUUUAUUCUCUUUUCUCACAGAAACCCAAAGAAACUUCCCAAGUCUCCCUCUUUCCUCCUUCCCGAUUCCUUCCGUUCAAAAAAUUUCCAAUCUUUCCUCUUCUUCAACCCUCAAAACCCUAAAUUCACCCCCUCGAUAAUCUAAUCUGAUUUGGGUUUUGAUCAGUAAUCGGAUCUAGGUCUGAAUUCCGAAUCAGAAUCUGCAAAAAAAAUUGAUUAUGAGGAAGAGAGAGAGAGAAAACCCUUGUUCAAUUUGUGGGCAUUACCAUAAGUACGAGGAAGGAGAAGUCUGUGGAAUCUGCGGCCACCGUAUGCCGGAUACCUCCGUCGUGCCGGCUCCGCAAGUCCACGUCAGCGCUUUUCCGACGGAGAUCUUGCCGGAGUUUCUUUAUCUCGGGAGCUACGACAACGCCUCUCGCUCUGAGCUUCUCAAGACUCAGGGAAUUUCUCGCGUUCUUAAUACCGUUCCUAUGUGCCAGAAUCUCUACAGGAACUCAUUCACUUAUCAUUGCCUUUCAGAUGAAAAAGUAUUACAAUUUGAUGAUGCUAUCCAGUUCUUAGACCAAUGUGAGAAGGAGAAGGCACGUGUUCUUGUGCACUGCAUGUCGGGGAAAAGCAGAUCACCAGCGGUUGUUAUAGCGUAUUUGAUGAAACGUAAAGGGUGGAGACUCGCCGAGAGUCAUCAGUGGGUUAAACAACGGAGACCUACAACUGACAUAGUUCCAGAGUUCUACCAACAACUGGAGGAGUAUGAGCAGACGAUAUUCGGAUCAAGAGAUGGGAUGAUGUCAGCGAUGAACAUCAACGAUGCUCCAACAUUUGGGUUUGGUUUCCCUAAGGUUAAUAAUAUUCAAGCCCCGCAAGUCCCUGUGUUCAACAAUGCUCCUACUUCGUCUAUAUUUUCAUCUCCUGCUUCAAGUAUCCCUCCUCAAGAGUUCACAUUUGGAGCAGCUCCGGCUAAGCCAACAACAAGCGGUGAUAUUACCAUGGAUGGCUCUUAAAACCCAAAUCUUCAUACUCUGCAAGAAUAUCCACCAAAAAAACAAAAAUAUACUGCUCUGAGGAUAUUUCUUUUUUUUUUUUUUUUGUAAAUGGAUAUUAGUGCAUGCUUGAGAGAGUUGGGUUUGAGAAACAUUACAUGAGAUGAAUCUUUGUUGUUUUUGGUGUUUUGCCUCUAUCUCUCUUUGCUAAUGGAAGCAUCUUUGUCUGGUUUA